UCUUUCAGAACCGAACUGAGCGUGAACUGAAAAUACUUGAAAAGAAUUCAUAGUACUAAAAUAAUGAAAUUUAGGAAGUAUUUAAGGGGCAGUGGGAGGGUCUUGGCUUUUGUGUUUAUCGCGUCUGUAAUCUGGCUCCUUUUUGACAUCGCAGCAUUGCGGAUAUCCAUCAUCAAUGAUGUGAAUCAGGAUCUCAAAGAGAGAGAGAUUGUACUAAAUCAGGGAAGGAGGAAAAACAAUGUACAGGAUGUGCUCAAACACCCCCUGCAAAAAGUAAAUAUAGACAAAAAGGAGUUUUUGAAAAACAGCAACAGGUUUGAAAGGAAAGUUGAUAAGGUUUACAGAAAGAGGCCAAUGGCGAGGCCAGAAAAUCAAGCUGAGUUAAAACAAGACAAACAUUUGAACCCAAUGUCUAUGGCUGACAAGUAUUUUGUGAAACAAAAUGAGGUAAUUAAUCAAAGUAAAGUGAAUCUAAUUGUGAACUCACUUGUGAAGGGAACAAUUAUUAGCAUCCCUGAAAAAAUAAACAAGACAAAAACUGUUAUUAAUGGCAAAGUGACGAAUAUAAGCACAAAGAUAAACAAAAUAAAAGCUGCUUUUAAUGGACAGAAAGAUGCAAAUCUAGACGUCAAAGCACAUUUGCUUACUAAAGCACUGCCUGUUGUCCAGGAGAAAGCAUAUCCUCCUGCGCUCAGUGUGAAGAAAGUACAUCAUAUUAAUGACACAGUAGUGAUGCCACAUAAUGAAGUACAUGUAGAUGCAGGUUUACGAAAGAACUUGAGUAAUAAAUUGCUGAAACCAGCAGAGGGUGAUAAACCGAUGAACAUGAUUGAAAAUUCAGAGAAACAUGGCAGUACUUUCAUCAAAACGAAACCACAUAUUAUUCAAAAACCAAGUGAACUUAAGGCUCAGGACCCAGCAGAGGAGGCAUUACGAGUACCGCAGCCUACAAGUGUGCGGGUGAGGAGGUCAGGAGGGCAUCAUAAGGUUAUGGCCCUAGAUGUAACAGACAGGCCCAGAGAUCCCAGGGCUGUGGGACAGUUUGGCCAGCCUGCAAGAGUUCCCAGAGAUAAAGAACUGGAGAGUCAAAGACGCUGGAGUGAAGGAUUUUUUAAUGUAUUCCUGAGUGAACAGAUACCAAUAGACAGAGCCAUCCCAGACACCAGACCUCAAAUAUGUUCGGAAAACCUUGUUCAUGAUGACCUGCCCAGUACCAGUGUGAUCUUCUGUUUUGUGGAUGAGGUUUGGUCCACUCUAUUGCGCUCGGUGCACAGUGUGCUCAACAGGUCUCCUCCACACCUGCUCAAAGAGAUCAUUCUGGUGGACGACUGCAGCACCAAAGACUACCUGAAGGAGCAGUUGGAUGUUUAUAUGUCUCAGUUCCCUAAAGUACAAAUCAUCCGUCUGAAAGAGAGACAAGGCCUAAUCAGAGCCAGAAUCGCAGGGGCCGCCGCUGCUACAGGUGAAGUGUUGACAUUCCUGGACUCUCACGUUGAGUGUAACGUGGGGUGGCUGGAGCCACUGUUAGAAAGAGUUUACCUGGACCACAAGAAAGUGGUCUGUCCUGUUAUUGAGGUCAUCAGUGAUAAGGACAUGAGUUACAUGCUUGUUGAUAACUUCCAAAGAGGCGUUUUCAGAUGGCCGCUGGUGUUUGGCUGGAGUGCACUACCAGAGGAAUAUAUUAGAAAGAACCAGAUCAAGGAUUCAGACCCCAUCAGGUGUCCUGUUAUGGCAGGGGGUCUUUUCUCUAUAGACAAGAGCUAUUUCUAUGAACUGGGGGCAUAUGAUCCAGGCCUGGAUGUCUGGGGUGGGGAAAAUAUGGAAAUCUCUUUCAAGAUCUGGAUGUGUGGAGGCGAGAUUGAAAUCAUCCCCUGCUCACGUGUCGGCCACAUCUUCCGUGGUGAUAACCCUUACAAGUUCCCUAAAGAUCGUGUGAAGACAGUGGAGAGAAACUUGGCCAGGGUUGCAGAGGUGUGGCUGGAUGACUAUAAAGAGCUGUUUUAUGGCCAUGGCUACCACCAUCUGCUGGACAAAAGUGUGACUGAUAUAGGAAAUCUGACAGAACAGAUUGAGCUGAGAAAAAAUCUUAAGUGUAAAAGCUUUAAAUGGUACUUGGAGAAGGUGUACCCAGAUCUGGACGCCCCUCUGGUCAAAGCAGAAGGACUGAUUUUCAAUGUUGGAACCAGAAAAUGUUUGGUAUUUCAAAAUGACAUUUUAUUUUUCGAUAAAUGUGAUCUCGCAAAUAAGAGUCAACACUUCAGCUACACCUGGUUAAGGAUACUUCGACAGAACACUUCCUGUUUGGCUCCUCAGGAAAAACAGAUUAUCAUGGAACAAUGUGACAACACAAAGCCACAUCUCCGCUGGAUGCACAAGUCUGGUAAAGUUUUGAUGGAGCAUGUGAUGAUGGACGGUCAUUCCCAACCCAUUUGCCUGGAAGCUGGAGUUAAAGCCGACAGCAUCUUCCUUAAGGACUGUGAUCCUAUCAAUACUUUUCAGAAAUGGCAGUUUACACACUACUACGCUGAGUGAGGUGCUCCAGAAUAUCACUCACAUAUUGUCCAUAACAACUUUCACCUCUGUGCAUAGAUUUGUAAUUUUGUUUUUGUUUUUGUUGUUGUUUUUUUAAUAGCAUAUGUGUGGUUUGAUGAGAGUGUACUUUAUGCACUUUGUAUAAUACAGAUAUGGUUUUUGACAUUCUGAAUCAUAAGGGUUUGAGGUUCACAUCAGGGAAUCAGGUCUUCUUUUUUGCAUAAUCCAGGUUAUUUGUAUUUUAUGAUUUGCUUGGGAAAUACUGGUAUGGAUAGCAAAUGAUACACAGGAUUUUCUACAACAAAAAACAUUUUGAAGUACCCUUAUGAUAUUUUCACAAUAAAGUUCUUGUUCCU
Sinocyclocheilus anshuiensis is the source of this 2888-nucleotide messenger RNA. RefSeq names its product polypeptide N-acetylgalactosaminyltransferase 5-like. Gene Ontology annotation, biological process: protein O-linked glycosylation. Lineage: Eukaryota; Metazoa; Chordata; Actinopteri; Cypriniformes; Cyprinidae. The transcript is spliced from 10 exons. The coding region runs from base 64 to 2532 and encodes 822 amino acids. Gene Ontology annotation, cellular component: Golgi apparatus. The record is from RefSeq and is a predicted model, not a curated record. Gene Ontology annotation, molecular function: polypeptide N-acetylgalactosaminyltransferase activity.